CACUCACGGACGCGUCCUCGCUAGCCGUAGUUACGCGUACUACAACGCCGAGCUCUUUGGCCGAUCCCAGUAGCUAUAUACGACAUGUAUUAGCACCCGUGAAUCGGACGAACUCAGCCGUGGCAUACUCCGAUACUCCUACUUAUCUCAAUGAAAAGUGCCGGUCAGUGAUGGCAACGGCUGUUGAUUUGCAAGUCCUUUGUGGAUAAUAGAUAAGUUAUGUCAUCUCCUUAUCUUGCAAUGCUAACGCUUGGCAUAAGAUAAGUCUACGAAACUAUAUUACCUAUCGCCCAUCCAAGAGGGCUUGUCUUUAGUAGAACAUGUCGAACUCCGUCAAGUUGACCCUCUUUUUGCUAUCGUCAGCUGCAGUACUCGCGCACCGGCACCAACACCCUUUCACGAGUCCCCACCAAGUGGACAUCAGCACGGAACCAUGGACAACUCGUUACGGCGCUCAAGAAGACCUAGGCUACACUGGCCCUCUGAGCUUCUCACACUUUCCCUAUACGCGUUGUCUGGAGGACCCUUCUCAGUUAUUCGAUAUCGCGAUUAUUGGGUUCCCGUUUGAUACGACCACCUCGUAUCGACCUGGUGCGCGAUUUGGUCCUUUUGCCAUUCGCUCGGGAUCCAGAAGACAGCAUGCUCGCGGGUACACUUUGACGUGGGGGACGAGCCCGCACGAUCUCGGUGCGGGGUUGCAUGAUUGUGGGGAUGUUCCCCUCUCGGCUUACGAUAACGCAAAAGCCAUCGACCAGAUGGAAGCCGCGUACACCACCCUCCUCUCGCGACCCGUCUUGGGAGGCACCAACGAGGCAUACAAGCCGCAAACCGCCGCUAUCUCAUUGGACGGAAAGGAACAUCCGCGGAUCGUUACCCUAGGGGGAGAUCACACCAUCGUUCUUCCGAUCCUGCGAUCUCUAAAUAAAGUCUACGGCCCGGUAUCUGUAAUCCACUUCGAUGCGCACCUCGACACAUGGCCCCCUGGUGGCACAACGGAGCAGGAACGUAUCACCCACGGCACCUUCUUUGCCGUUGCUGCUGAAGAAAACCUGAUGACGAACACCAGUAUCCAUGCAGGCAUUCGGUGCAAGAUGGGUGGCAUUCAAGACGUAGAACAUGACGACGCUGUUGGGUUCCAGGUCAUCAGCACCGACGAUAUUGACGACUAUGGUAUCAAUAACAUCAUCAAGAAAAUAAGACAGAGGAUCGGGAACAGUCCCGUUUACCUCAGUCUUGAUAUCGACGUCGUUGACCCGGCCCUGGCACCUGCAACUGGAACUCCCGAAACAGGUGGUUGGACGACCCGUGAAGUUAAGCGCAUCAUCCGUGGUCUAUCUGGGCUUAAUUUCGUAGGCGCUGACAUCGUCGAGGUUGCUCCCGCUUAUGAUUCUGCUGAUGUUACCGGUAUCGCAGCAGCCGAUAUAGUGCAUGACUUCCUCACGAUGCUUCAGCUGGGAGAGCCGCCUGCGCCUCACAAAGGUCCAUUUUCUUUAGAGGAUUUGAAGUACCUAUGAAAAGACGGAGACGAGGGUUAAAUGCGGUUCAGGUAGAAUAGAUACUCUGAACAGUCUAGCAAUGAACUGGCUA
Messenger RNA from Desarmillaria tabescens, 1587 nucleotides. Its product is annotated as arginase family-domain-containing protein. Bases 321 to 1514 code for a protein of 397 amino acids. The record is from RefSeq and is a predicted model, not a curated record. Gene Ontology annotation, molecular function: agmatinase activity; metal ion binding. NCBI's taxonomy places the organism in Eukaryota, Fungi, Basidiomycota, Agaricomycetes, Agaricales, Physalacriaceae. The transcript is spliced from 11 exons.